This is a messenger RNA of Oncorhynchus gorbuscha (pink salmon), 1647 nucleotides long. RefSeq lists its product as uncharacterized. The record is from RefSeq and is a predicted model, not a curated record. The coding region runs from base 11 to 1006 and encodes 331 amino acids. NCBI's taxonomy places the organism in Eukaryota, Metazoa, Chordata, Actinopteri, Salmoniformes, Salmonidae. The transcript has 2 exons.
GGGUGGACACAUGGAAGAGGAGUCCACGUGGGUGGACACAUGGAAGAGGAGUCCACGUGGGUGGACACAUGGAAGAGGAGUCCACGUGGGUGGACACAUGGAAGAGGAGUCCACGUGGGUGGACACAUGGAAGAGGAGUCCACGUGGGUGGACACAUGGAAGAGGAGUCCACGUGGGUGGACACAUGGAAGAGGAGUCCACGUGGGUGGACACAUGGAAGAGGAGUCCACGUGGGUGGACACAUGGAAGAGGAGUCCACGUGGGUGGACACAUGGAAGAGGAGUCCACGUGGGUGGACACAUGGAAGAGGAGUCCACGUGGGUGGACACAUGGAAGAGGAGUCCACGUGGGUGGACACAUGGAAGAGGAGUCCACGUGGGUGGACACAUGGAAGAGGAGUCCACGUGGGUGGACACAUGGAAGAGGAGUCCACGUGGGUGGACACAUGGAAGAGGAGUCCACGUGGGUGGACACAUGGAAGAGGAGUCCACGUGGGUGGACACAUGGAAGAGGAGUCCACGUGGGUGGACACAUGGAAGAGGAGUCCACGUGGGUGGACACAUGGAAGAGGAGUCCACGUGGGUGGACACAUGGAAGAGGAGUCCACGUGGGUGGACACAUGGAAGAGGAGUCCACGUGGGUGGACACAUGGAAGAGGAGUCCACGUGGGUGGACACAUGGAAGAGGAGUCCACGUGGGUGGACACAUGGAAGAGGAGUCCACGUGGGUGGACACAUGGAAGAGGAGUCCACGUGGGUGGACACAUGGAAGAGGAGUCCACGUGGGUGGACACAUGGAAGAGGAGUCCACGUGGGUGGACACAAACAUAUUUCUUUACAUUCAGAGAUUUUCUAAAGACCAGUUUGACCAAUGUUUUAGGAACCACUGUGUGUCAGCUGUGUUCGAUGACAGUGAUGCGGCCGACCUGACUCUGAUAUCACUGAGAGGGCGUUGCGUCGCGACAGCAAGGGUCUCUCUGAAGUCCAACUGGCCAUAUCAGAGCUGACUGAUUUGGUCGCUGUGUGGCAGUCAACCCUGAGAAUCCACACGAUAGACUACAGAAGGCAGGACCUGCGUGAGAGAAAGAGGCUGCUGCAACUCUGUGCCGAGGUGAACAACCUCUAUGAAGACGUUCUGUACGUGCAGAAGGAGCUCAGUGUCCGGGUCAUCGGUCCCUCUCUUUCCAGUCAUCUCUUUACUGAGUGGGUGAAGGAUCGAAUGGAUCAACCGCAUAAAGAGGACUUCUUGUAGUGGGGGUCAGAAUGUGAAUCAUUUUACCAUUCUGCAAUAGCAGCUAGUGCACAAAGAGCUUUUUUUUGCGCGGUAUAUAUUGAUAGCACUGUGAGACGUUUUCAAGAGAUUUCUGUGACAACUAAAUAGAAUUGAGUUUGUGUUAUUUGCUGUGUCUCAACAAGGAUGCUGUUUUGUGUCAAGCUAGCCACGAGGGCAUAACUAGAUAAUAGACUAGAAACGACAUGUUAAUGAGUCAACACUAGAGGGUGCUGUUUUGUGUCAAGCUAGCCACGAGGGCAUAACUAGAUAAUAGACUAGAAACGACAUGUUAAUGAGUCAACACUAGAGGGUGCUGUUGUACCGAAUAUAUACACAAUUUGUUCCAUUAAAUCAAUUAUUUCUGUGUGUCCUGAC